Messenger RNA from Solanum verrucosum, 1275 nucleotides. RefSeq lists its product as uncharacterized. Gene Ontology annotation, biological process: aromatic amino acid biosynthetic process. NCBI's taxonomy places the organism in Eukaryota, Viridiplantae, Streptophyta, Magnoliopsida, Solanales, Solanaceae. Gene Ontology annotation, molecular function: 3-dehydroquinate synthase activity; oxidoreductase activity. The record is from RefSeq and is a predicted model, not a curated record.
UGAUGAUCAACAGUAAUGGAUAUGCUCUUGCCUUCACUUUCUCUUUCUUACCCUAAAGUAGCAGGUAAAUGGCAAAAUUGUAGAAAAUUUCUGGGUACCAAUAGGGUCGCUAGAAUGUGUGCAUUUACACCUUCGAAUUCGAAGAAGAAAACAGUAUGGAUAUGGACGGAGAACAAGCAAGUAAUGACAGCUGCCGUGGAGAGAGGCUGGAAUACUUUCAUCUUCCCUUCCAAUCGCCAAGAUCUUGCCCUUGACUGGUCUUCAAUUGCAGUGAUAUAUCCUCUCUUUGUUGAAGAGGGGAGACUAAUUGAUCAUGAGCAUAAGAGCGUUGCUGCAUUUGCUGAGAUUUCUUCCCCUCAACUUGAACAGUUUCAGAUAUCGGAGGAACAGGCAGACAAAGUAGUUGUUAAUCUACUAGAUUGGCAGGUGAUACCUGCUGAAAACAUUGUUGCGGCUUUUCAAGGCACUCAGACAACUGUACUUGCUGUCUCAAAGACCCAAUCAGAAGCUCAAGUCUUUCUUGAGGCCUUGGAACACGGUUUGGGUGGUGUAGUAAUGAAAGUUGAGGAUGUUGGCGCAAUCCUUGAGCUGAAGGGUUAUUUUGAUAGAAGACGUGAUGUGGACAGUCUGUUGAACUUGACGAAAGCCAUAAUAACUCAUAUUCAAGUGACUGGAAUGGGUGACCGUGUCUGCGUGGAUAUCUGCAGCCUCAUGAGACCUGGUGAAGGUCUUCUGGUUGGAUCCUUUGCAAGAGGGCUUUUCCUUGUUCACUCAGAAUGCUUGGAGUCAAAUUACAUCUCUAGCAGGCCUUUUCGAGUUAAUGCGGGGCCUGUCCAUGCAUAUGUUGUUGUUCCUGGAGGAAAGACUAGCUAUCUCUCGGAACUCAAGUCUGGGAAAGAGGUCAUUGUGGUUGAUCAAAGGGGUAUGCAGCGAACAGCAAUUGUUGGCCGUGUAAAGGUAGAGGCUAGACCACUGAUCCUUGUGGAGGCAAAGGUAGAAUCUGAUAAUGAAAGCUAUUCCAUUCUCUUGCAGAAUGCGGAAACGGUUGGAUUAGUCUCUCCCCUUCAUGGUGAGGGACAUCAGCGUACAACAAUUCCAGUGACCUCACUAAAAGUUGGUGAUGAGGUUUUGCUUCUACUACAGGGAGGCGCUCGACAUACUGGAAUAGAAAUUAAAGAGUUUAUUGUUGAGAAAUGAGUUAUUUUCCGCACAUUCACACAUUUUGCUGACAGAUGAGUGGCCUUAACCUCUUAAUGAUGAUACAAAUGUAUCUUU